Trypanosoma rangeli is the source of this 1245-nucleotide messenger RNA. RefSeq lists its product as uncharacterized. Bases 1 to 1245 code for a protein of 414 amino acids. Lineage: Eukaryota; Euglenozoa; Kinetoplastea; Trypanosomatida; Trypanosomatidae. The transcript has a single exon. The record is from RefSeq and is a predicted model, not a curated record.
AUGGGAUCCAAGCGCAGCGCCAAGCGUCCGAGUUCUACGGCCAAAAAGGUUGCAGAAAAAGAGUCCAAUGAGAAAACGAAAUUAGCAGAGCCUGAAACGACGACGACAUCGCCUGCCAUCAGUGAAAAUCAAGCAAGCGAGUCGUACAGCGAAAAUUCACCUGCACUACUUCUGCAGCCACCUGAAGAUCCAGCGGCGCCCACGCCGAAAAUGUCGAAAAGGGCGCUAAAACGGAUGCGUGGAUGGGAACCUGUCAUCAAACCACCCAAAGACCUGGCAGACUUGCCACCUCCCUCUGCCGUACCGACAGCCGACGUCAUCUGGUUAGACAACAGCAGAAGCGUCACACUCAUCCCAAACAGCAGCAGUGGAGUGCACACCCGCCGAGGUGCAGCAAACCUUGCCGCCGUCUCGCCGCCAGCCAGUUACCUGGUUUAUACUAGGGAUCCAUUGAUCAAAAUGGCGCGGGCGGGAAGUAAGAGCGUGCACGUCAUGACUAGUAUCCCACCAGGUGGGGACCCACGUAGCAUUUUGAGUAGUGUGCCGUCAGUGAGCUCCCUCACACAGCGGAGCGGUGAGACAGCUACAAGGGGGCCAAAUGUCGCCUCCUCCUCCUCUUCUUCCUCCUCUUGUUUGUCGAAGCCGCAGGAGGAGACAAAGGACGAGAGUGGAAGCGAAGGCGGAGGCGAAACGGCGGCAGGCGAGGAAGAGGAGGUGGAGGAAGCUGAUGAUGCAGAUGCUUCAUCUCACAGCGUAAAAUCCAAAAACGAGGUGAACAUGUCUACAUCAUGGGUGGAAAAUCACAGCAGUGAGGCAUCUGCCAGCAAGCGGGAAAAAAACGAGGCAUUGAAAAUGUCGGGCGACGUCAUGUUAAAUGUUGCAAUGCCACACACACGAUUAGGUGGCCUCUCUGCACCACAAGCGAUGCUACCACCGCCAUAUCGACGAAAUCGACGUUUGAGGCGGAAGUUGCACAUCACGGAUGAAACGCCUGUGUUUUUCAUGCACAGUGAACUUCGCGACACAAUGCCGCAACUUUUUCCAAAAGCCCCUUUUUCUACAGAGGAAGACGUAUUGCGCUCGAUGCUUGACUGGCAUGAAGACCUGACGUUGGUUUACACCCGACUUCUCUGGGAGCUUGCGCCUGACGAGUUUCUCAAGAGGGUUUUGCAGCAGCAGCAGCAACAGCAGCAGCAACAAGGCGAUGGGUGCAGCACAAAGGCGAAGACAUCUGAGAAUUUGUAA